AUGGCGGACCCCGGCACCCCGGUGCAGGGCAUCCUGCUGCAGCUGCGAGACUGCCUGUCCUCCGCCGACCGCUGCGGCGCUGCCAUGGCUGGCAGCCAGCUGAUCCGGGGCUUGGGGCAGGAGUGCGUGCUGAGCACCAGCCCCGCGGUGCUGGCAUUGCAGACUUCUUUAGUUUUUUCCAAAGACUUUGGUUUGCUUGUGUUCGUCCGGAAAUCGCUCACCAUUGAUGAAUUUCGUGACUGUAGAGAAGAAGCCUUAAGAUUUUUAUGCAUUUUCUUAGAAAAAAUUGGCCAGAAGAUCACACCUUACUCUCUUGAUGUUAAGAAUUUUUGUACCAGUGUCUAUACAAAAGACAGAGCAGCUAAAUGUAGAAUUCCAGCCCUGGACCUUCUCAUUAAGUUACUUCAGACUUUGAGAAGCUCUAGCCUCAUGGAUGAAUUUAGAGUUGGAGAAUUAUUUAACAAAUUCUAUGGAGAACUUGCAUUGAAAACAAGAAUACCAGAUACAGUUUUAGAAAAAAUCUACGAGCUGCUUGGAGUGUUAGGUGAAGUCCAUCCCAGUGAGAUGAUAAAUAACUCGGAAAACCUGUUCCGGGCCUUUCUGGGUGAGCUCAAGACCCAGAUGACAUCAGCAGUAAGAGAACCCAAAUUCCCUGUUCUGGCCGGCUGUCUGAAGGGGCUGUCUUCCCUUCUGUGUAACUUCACCAAGUCCAUGGAAGAAGAUCCCCAGAUGUCAAGGGAGAUUUUUGAUUUUACACUAAAGGCAAUCCGUCCCCAGGUUGAUAUAAAGAGAUACGCUGUACCCUUAGCUGGCCUGCGCCUGCUCACCCUGCAUGCCUCUCAGUUUAGCACCUGCCUCCUGGACAACUACAGCCUGUUAUUUGAAGUGCUGUCCAAGUGGUGUAGCCAUACAAAUGUAGAGUUGAAGAAAACCGCACAUUCGGCCCUGGAAUCCUUUCUGAAACAGGUUUCUUCUAUGGUGGCCAAAGAUGCAGAGAUGCAUAAGAGCACACUGCAGUACUUCAUGGAGCAGUUCUACGAAAUCAUCCGAAAUGUGGAUUCGAACAACAAGGAGUUAUCCAUUGCUAUUCGUGGAUAUGGACUUUUUGCUGGUACCUGCAAGGUCAUCAAUGCCAAGAAUGUGGACUUCAUGUACGUCGAGCUCAUUCAGCGCUGUAAGCAGAUGUUCCUCACUCAGAUGGACACUGCUGAAGAGCACAUUUACCAGAUGCCCAGCUUCCUGCAGUCCAUUGCAAGUGUCUUGCUUUACCUCGACACGGUUCCUGAGGCAUACACUCCAGUUCUGGAGCAUCUGCUGGUCGUGCAGAUAGACAACUUCCCACAGUACAGUCCAAAAAUGCAGUCGGUGUGUUGCAAAGCCAUCGUGAGGCUUUUCCUAGUCUUGGUCGAGAAAGGACCUGUUCUCCAGAAUUGUGUUAGUACCGUGGUGCAUCAGGGUUUAAUCAGAAUAUGUUCUAAGCCAGUGGUACUGCAAAAGGGCUCAGGGUCUGAAUCUGAAGAACACCGUGCCUCGGGGGAAGUUAGAACUGGCAAGUGGAGGAUGCCCACGUGCCAAGACUAUGUGGAUCUCUUUAGAAGCUUCCUGAGCUGCGACCAGAUGAUGGAUUGUGUUUUACCAGAUGAAACAUUUCUUUCUGUGACUUCUUCCCUUCAAAGACUGAAUCGUUUACUCUAUGAUGAAUUUAUAAAGUCUGUUUUGAAGAUUAUUGAGAAAUUGGAUCUUACAUUAGAAAAACAGACCAUUGGAGAACAAGAGGAUGGAAAUGAGGCCACUGGUGUUUGGGUGAUCCCGACUUCAGAUCCAGCUGCUAACUUGCAUCCUGCUAAGCCUAAAGAUUUUUCAGCUUUCAUUAAUCUGGUGGAAUUGUGCAGAGACAUUCUCUCUGGGAACCGAGUACAAUUUUUUGAACCAUGGGUAUACUCAUUUACAUACGAAUUGAUUGUACAGUCUACACGCUUGCCGCUCAUCAGUGGUUUCUACAAAUUACUUUGUGUGGCAAUGAGAAAUGUCAAGAAACUAAAGUAUUUUGAGGGAAUUAGUCCGAGGAGUCCGAAGCACUCUCCUGAGGACCCAGAAAAGCAUUCUUGUUUUGCUUUAUUUGCAAAAUUUGGUAAAGAGGUAUCAGUUAAAAUGAAGCAAUACAAAGAUGAACUCUUGGCCUCCUGCUUGACCUUUGUUCUGUCCUUUCCAUAUGACAUCAUUGAACUUGAUGUGAGAGCCUACGUUCCUGCGUUACAGAUGGCCUUCAAGCUGGGCCUGAGCUAUACGCCGCUGGCCCAGAUCGGUCUGAAUGCCCUUGAGGAAUGGUCAGGUCACAUCCAUAGACAUGUAAUUCAGCCUUACUAUAAAGACAUUCUACCUUACCUUGAUGGAUACCUGAAGACUUCCACCUUGUCAGAUGAGACCAAGAAUAACUGGGAGGUGUCGGCACUUUCUCGGGCUGUCCAGAAGGGAUUCACCAAAACCGCAUUAAAGCAUCUGAAAAAGACAAGGAGCAUUUCAUCUAGUGAAGCACCAUCCUUAGAAGAUAUAAGAAUCAGAAUAGUACAAAUGCUUGGAUCUUUAGGAGGACAAAUAAAUAAAAAUCUUGUAACAGCUGCGACUUCAGAUGAAAUGAUGAAGAAGUGUAUGGCGUGGGACGUGGAGAGGAGGCUUGGCUUUGCGGUGCCCUUCAGAGACAUAAAGCCUGUCAUCUACCUGGAGGGCUUCCUGCCUCGCGUCACAGAAUUAGCCCUUUCAGCCAGUGACCGUCAAGCCAAAGUGGCAGCCUGUGAGCUGUUACAUAGCAUGGUCAUGUUUAUGCUGGGAAAAGCAGCUCAGAUUCCUGAAGGAAAUCAGGGCUUCCCACCCAUGUACCGGCUCUACAAGCAGACAUUUCCUGUGCUGCUUCGCCUUGGGUGUGAUGUCGAUCAGGUGACCAGGCAGCUCUACGAGCCCCUCGUCAUGCAGCUGAUUCACUGGUUCACCAACAAUAAGAAAUUUGAAAGUCAGGAUACCGUGGCCCUGCUAGAGACGAUCCUGGAUGGAAUUGUGGAUCCAGUGGACAGUACUUUAAGAGAUUUUUGUGGUCGUUGUGUUCGAGAAUUCCUCAAAUGGUCCAUUAAGCAAACAACCCCGCAGCAGCAGGAGAAGAGCCCCGUGAACACCAAAUCGCUGUUCAAGCGGCUGUACAGCCUUGCACUCCACCCCAAUGCUUUCAAGAGGCUGGGAGCAUCGCUUGCCUUCAAUAACAUCUACAGGGAGUUCAGGGAGGAAGAGUCGCUGGUGGAGCAGUUUGUGUUUGAAGCCUUGGUGAUUUACAUGGACAGCCUGGCCUUGGCCCACACAGACGAGAAAUCCUUAGGCACAGUUCAACAGUGCUGUGAUGCCAUUGACCACCUAAGCCGCAUCAUCGAGAAGAAACACAUUUCUCUAAACAAACCCAAAAAACGGCGCUUGCCACGAGGAUUCCCGCCUUCAGCAUCUCUGUGUCUGUUGGAUGUGGUCAAGUGGCUAUUAGCCCGUUGUGGGAGGCCGCAGACAGAGUGCCGACACAAGUCCAUUGAACUCUUUUAUAAAUUUGUUCCCUUAUUGCCAGGUGGCAAAUCUGCUUCAUUAUGGCUGAAAGACUUCAUCAAGAAAGAAGAGCCCUGUUUCCUCAUCAGCACAUUCGAAGGAGGUGGUGGUGGUGGUGACCAGCAUGCAGGCAUCCUUGCUCAGCCCACCCUCUUACACCUUCAGGGGCCUUUCAGCCUGCGCGCAGCUCUGCAGUGGCUCAACCUGCUGCUGGCUGCACUCGAGUGCUACAACACAUUCAUCCAGGAGAGGACUAUUCAAGUGCUGGAUGUCCUGGAUCCUGAAGCUCAGUCUUCACUUUUGAAGGCAGUGGCUUUCUUUCUAGAGAGCCUUGCGACACAUGAUAUUGCAGCAGCGGAAAAGUGCUUCAGCACCGGAGCGACAGGUGACAGGCCCAGCCCGCAAGAGCAGGAAAGGUACAACUACAGCAAGUGCACAGUCGUGGUCCGGAUUAUGGAAUUCACCACAACUCUGCUCAACACCUAUCCAGAAGGGUGGAAGCUCCUGGAGAAGGACUUGUGCAACACGACCCUCAUACAGCUCCUGGUGCGAACGCUCUGCGAGCCCCUAAGCGUUGGUUUCCACGUUGGUGACGUCCAGGUCAUGGACCAUCUUCCCAGUGUGUGUGUGAACCUGAUGAAAGCACUGAGGCAGUCUCACUUCAGAGACCUCCUGGAGAUGCACCUGAAGGAGGAAAUGAAAGCACGGAGCCUUGAGGAGCUUUGCACAGCUGACCUGUGGGGUCCCGAUGCUCACUUGGAGAGGACCAGACUGGCUUCUGUCGUGUCUGCCUAUAAACAGCUCCACAAAGCCGGGCUCCUGCAUGUCGUUCUGCCAUCUCAGGACCCAGACCUCCAGCGUUCCAUUGGCACAAGACUUCUUUCCCUGGUGUACAACAGCAUUACUCCUGGAGACGGCACGCAGGGCCUGCCUUCGUUGGAGCCUGGCUGCCAGCGGCUAGCCAGCGGAUUCCUGGAGUUGGCCUUUUGUUUUGGAGGGCAGUGUGAGCACCUCGUGAGUCUUCUCCUGGACACAGUGGUGCUGUCUACUCCGUCCCUGGGCAGCUCUCAGAGAGGCAGCAGCAGCAACAGCUUCUCCCGCGGGGAGUAUUUCUAUAGCAUCUUUCCAGAAACCAUCAAUGCUGAGUUGCUGAGAAAUCUUGACCUCGCUGUGCUGGAGCUCAUGAAAUCAUCAGUGGAUAAUCCCAAAAUGGUGAGCACCGUUCUGAAUGGCAUGUUAGAUCAGAGCUUCCGGGACCGGGCCAGUCAGAAACAGCAAGCACAGAGGCUGGUCUCCACGAUUCUGCAGAACUGGAACAAAUGUGACUCAUGGUGGGCCAGGGAGUCCACACCCGAGAGCAAAAUGGCAGUGCUGGUGUUGCUGGCCAAGAUUUUGCAGAUUGAUUCCUCUGUAUCUUUUAAUACAAAUCAUAGUGCAUUCCCUGAGGUCUUUAUGACAUAUACCACUCUACUUGCUGAUUCACAGUUGGGUUUACACUUAAAGGGCCAAGCCAUCAUUCUCCUGCCGUUCUUCACGGGUCUGGCAGGAGGCAGCCUGCAGGACCUCAAGCGCGUCCUGGAAAAGGUCAUCGUCUCUCACUUUCCAAUGAAGUCUGAUGAGUUUCCCCCCGGAACACUGCGCUACAACAAUUAUGUGGACUGCAUGAAAAAGCUUUUAGAUGCAUUGGAAUUGUCUCAGAGCCCCGUCCUGUUGCAGUUGGUGACAGAAAUUGUUUGUCGGGAACAGAAGCAUGUUAUGGAAGAGCUAUUUCAAUCCACUUUCAAAAAGAUUGCCAGAAGGAGUUCAUGUGUCAAACAGUUAGACCUUCUGGAAAGUGUGUACCGUAUGUUCAGAAGGGACGAGCUGCUUCCAAGCACCACUCGCCAGGCCUUUGUGGACCGCGUGCUGCUCACUCUGCUGUGGCACUGCAGCCUGGAGGCUUUGAGAGAAUUCUUCAGCAGAAUCGUGGUGGAUGCCAUUGACAUGCUGAAGCUCAGGUUCAUGAAGUUGAAUGAAUCUACGUUUGAUACUCAAAUCACAAAGAAGAUGGGCUAUUACAAGAUGUUAGAGGUGAUGUAUUCUCGUCUUCAGAAAGAUGAUGUUCACUCUAAGGAAUCUAAAAUUAAUCAAGUUUUCCAUGGCUCGUCUAUUACAGAAGGAAAUGAACUUACAAAGACUCUUAUUAAAUUGUGCCACGAUGCAUUCACAGAGAACAUGGCUGGGGAGAGCCAGCUGCUGGAGAGGAGAAGGCUUUUCCAUUGUGCUGCCUACAACUGUGCCAUCUCCGUGAUCUGCUGUGUCUUCAAUGAGUUAAAAUUCUACCAGGGUUUUCUAUUUACUGAAAAGCCAGAAAAGAACUUGCUUAUUUUUGAAAAUCUGGUAGACCCAAAGCGCUGCUAUUCAUUUCCUGUGGAAGUUGAGGUUCCUAUGGAAAGAAAGAAAAAGUACAUUGAAAUUAGGAAAGAAGCGAGAGAAGCAGCAAAUGGGGAUUCAGAUGGCCCUCAUUACAUGUCUUCCUUGUCGUAUUUGGCAGACAGUAGCCUGAGUGAAGAAAUGAGUCAAUUUGACUUUUCAACUGGGGUUCAGAGCUAUUCAUACAGCUCCCAAGACCCUAAAUCUACCAUUGGUCGUUUUCGGAGACAGGAGUAUCCAGACUCCAAGGUCCAGGGUGAUGUCCUGGAGUUAGAGAUGGAUGAGCUUGGGCAACAUGAGUGCAUGGCACCGUUGGCUGCCCUGCUGAAGCACAUGCAGAGAAAGCUGGCCUUGCCCCAGGAAGAAGAGGGUUCAGUGUCAAAAGAUCUUCCUCUUUGGAUGAAAUUUCUCCAUGACAAACUAGGAAACCCAUCAGUGCUACUGAAUGUGCGUCUCUUCUUAGCCAAGCUUGUUAUUAAUACAGAAGAGGUCUUUCGCCCUUACGCGAAGCACUGGCUUAGCCCCUUGAUACAGCUGGCUGUUUCUGAAAACAACGGAGGAGAAGGCAUUCAUUACAUGGUGGUUGAGAUAGUGGCUACGGUGCUGUCCUGGACAGGUUUGGCUAGUCCUGUGGGGACUCCUAAAGAUGAAAUACUGGCAAAUCGACUGCUUCACUUCCUAAUGAAACAUGCUUUUUAUCCAAAGAGAGCUGUUUUUCGACACAACCUUGAAAUCAUAAAAACCCUUGUUGAAUGCUGGAAGGAUUGUUUAUCCAUCCCUUACAGGAUAAUAUUUGAAAGGUUUUCCAGUAAAGAUCCCAAUUCUAAAGACAACUCAGUAGGGAUUCAGUUACUAGGCAUUGUGAUGGCCAACAACCUGCCUCCCUACGACCCCCAGUGUGGAGUCGACAGUGUCACGUACUUUCAAGCUUUAGUCAAUAAUAUGUCUUUUGUAAAAUAUAAAGAGGUGUAUGCAGCAGCGGCAGAAGUUCUGGGCCUCAUUCUUCGAUAUGUUGCUGAGAAAAAAGAUGUCCUGGAGGAUCUUGUGCAUGAACUAGUUGUCAAACAGUUGAAGCAGCAGCAGAAUACCAACGAGGACAAAUUUAUUGUAUGCUUGAACAAAGUGGUCAAGAGCUUCCCUCUGCUUGCUGACAGGUUCUUGAACGCAGUGUUCUACCUGCUGCCCAAGUUUCACGGCGUGAUGAAGACACUGUGUCUAGAGGUCGUGCUCUGUCGCGCAGAGGAAAUCCCAGAUCUGUACUUCCAGCUCAAGAGCAAGGACUUUAUUCAGCUCAUGCGACACAGAGAUGAUGAAAGGCAAAAGGUGUGUUUGGACAUCAUUUAUAAAGUGAUGGCAAAAUUGAAACCAGUGGAACUCCGAGAACUUCUGACCCCUGUUGUAGAAUUUGUGUCUCACCCGUCUCCUGUGUGCAGGGAACAAAUGUAUAAUAUUCUCAUGUGGAUUCAUGACAACUACAGAGAUCCAGAGAGUAAGGCAGACGGUGACUCCCAGGAAGUGUUUAAGUUGGCAAAGGAGGUGCUGAUUCAAGGACUGAUUGAUGACAGCUCCAGCCUUCAACUGGUUGUUCGAAACUUCUGGAGCCAUGAAACUAGGUUACCUUCAAAUACCUUGGACCGGUUGUUGGCACUAAACUCCUUAUAUUCACCUAAGAUUGAAGUGCACUUUUUAAGUCUGGCAACAAAUUUUCUGCUUGAAAUGACCAGCUUGAGCCCAGAUUAUCCAAACCCCAUGUUUGAGCAUCCUUUGUCAGAAUGCGAGUUUCAGGAGUACACCAUCGAGCCUGAUUGGCGUUACCGAAGCACCGUGCUCACCCCAAUGUUUGUUGAGACCCAGGCCUCUCUAAGCUCGCUUCAGACCCGAACCCAGGAAGGCUCCCUCCUGCCCCGAGGGCCAGCAGCUCGGCAAAUUAGGGCCACCCAGCAGCAGUAUGAUUUCACGCCCACACAGACCACAGAUGGAAGGAGCUCAUUCAAUUGGCUGACUGGGAGCAGUAUUGACCCGCUGGCAGAUUUCACAGCCUCCUCAUCAUCAUCAGAGUCCUUGUCUUCUUCCUUGCUGUUUGCCCACAAGAAGAGUGACAAGGCACCGAGAACACCGUGGAAGCCCGUGGGACCUGACUGUCUAAAGAAAAGGCUGGGCCUUCCUGGGGACGAGGUGGAUAACAGAGUGACGGGCAGCGACAGUCGGGUAGAAAUACUAAGAUUACGCAGACGAUUUUUAAAAGACCAAGAAAAAGUCAGUUUAAUUUAUGCCAGAAAAGGCAUUGCUGAACAACAACGAGAAAAGGAGAUCCAGAGUGAACUGAGGAUGAAGCAGGAUGCGCAGGUGGUUCUGUACAGGAAGUACCGGCUGGGAGACCUGCCCGACAUCCAGAUCAAACACAGCAGCUUGAUCGCGCCCUUGCAGGCCGUAGCCCAGAGAGAUCCGAUAAUUGCAAAACAACUCUUCAGCAGCUUGUUUUCUGCAAUCUUGAAGGAGAUGGGUAAAUCUAAGACGGUGUCCGAGCAGAGCAGCAUCACUCACAAGUUGCUCCAAGACUUUAAUCGUUUCCUCAACACCAGUUUUUGUUUCUUCCCGCCCUUCGUCUCCUGCAUCCAGGAAAUCAGCUGUCAGCACACAGACUUGCUGAGCCUUGACCCGGCCGCCGUGCGCUCAGGCUGCCUGGCCAGUCUGCAGCAGCCCACGGGUAUACGCCUUCUGGAAGAGGCACUGCUCCGCUUGAUGCCCACAGAGCUGUCCGCCAAACGAAUCCGAGGGAAGGGCCAGCCGCCCCCUGAUGUCCUCCGGUGGAUCGAACUUGCUAAGCUGUAUAGAUCCAUUGGCGAAUACGACGUCCUGCGUGGUAUUUUCAGCAGUGAAAUAGGGACAAAGCCGGUCACCCAGGAAGCUUUAUUAGCAGAAGCCAGGAGCGAUUAUUCUGAAGCUGCCAAGCACUACAAUGAGGCUCUCAACAAACAGGAGUGGGCAGACGGUGAGCCCACGGAAACUGAGAAGGACUUCUGGGAACUUGCAUCCCUUGACUGCUAUAACCAGCUCUCUGAGUGGAAAUCCCUUGAGUACUGCUCCACGGUCAGUGUGGACAGUGGGAGCCCUCCGGAUCUCAGCAAGAUGUGGAGUGAGCCGUUUUAUCAGGAGACGUACCUGCCUUCCAUGGUCCGCAGCAAGCUGAAGCUGCUGCUGCAGGGAGAGGCUGAGCAGUCCCUGCUGACGUUCGUGGACGAGGCGAUGCAGCAGGACAUGCGGAAGGUGCUGCUGGAGCUUCAGUACAGCCAGGAACUGAGUCUGCUGUACCUGCUGCAGGACGACAUGGACAGAGCCAAGUACCACAUCGAAAAUGGCAUCCGGAUCUUCAUGCAGACUUAUUCCAGUAUUGAUGUGCUGUUACACAGAAGCAGGCUCGCUAAAUUACAGUCUGUCCAGGCUUUAACCGAAAUUCAGGAAUUCAUUGGCUUUAUGAGUAAACAAGGUAAUUUCUCCUCUCAAGUUCCCCUUAGGAGACUUCUGAAAACCUGGACAAACAGAUAUCCAGAUGCCAAAAUGGACCCAAUGAACAUCUGGGAUGAUAUCAUCACAAAUCGGUGCUUCUUUCUCAGUAAGAUGGAGGAAAAGCUGCCCUCCCUCGCCGACAAUCACAGCAUGAGCAUGGAUGAAGACCAGGACCCUAGGGUCAGCGGGGACGUGAGCGAGCAGGAGGACAUUCGUUCACUGAUCCAGAGCUGUAGGUUCUCCAUGAAGAUGCACAUGGUGGAGAGUGCACGGCAGCAGAACAACUUCUCACUUGCCAUGAAAAUACUGAAGGAGCUGCACCGAGAGUCCAAAGGGAGUGCCGAGCGCCUGGUGCCGUGGGUGCAGAGCUACUGCCGGCUGAGCCACUGGCGGAGCCGUGCGCAGAGCCCGGCCGAGCGGAUCCUCUCCGUGCUCAAGACCGUGUCGCUGCUGGAUGAGCACAACAUAUCGAACUACUUAAGCAAGAAUCCCUGGGCUUGCUGCGAUCAGAACAUCCUUCUGGGCACAACGUUCAGAAUCAUGGCGAACACGCUCAGUGGCGAGCCGGACUGCCUUGCUGACAUCGAGGAGAGCAAGGCCAGAAGGAUUCUGGAGCUCUCCGGCUCCAGUUCAGGAGAUGUGGAGCCGGUGAUUGCGGGUUUAUACCAAAAAGCCUUCCACCACCUCUCCAGUGCUGUGCAUGCUGCCGAGGAGGGGUCUCAGCCUUCAGGGGGACCUGGGCCCACCACCAGGGUGGUCGAUGCCUACAUGACCCUAGUGGAUUUCUGUGACCAGCAGCUCCGCAAGGUGGAAGAUAAUGCAGCGGCUGUUGAUUCUGUAGAACUGCAGAUGUAUCCAGCAAUUGUGGUGGAGAAAAUGUUAAAAGCUUUAAAAUUAAAUUCCACGGAGGCCAGACUGAAGUUCCCUAGGUUACUGCAGCUCAUAGAGCAGUAUCCGGAAGAGACCCUGAGCCUCAUGAUGAAAGAGAUGUCCUCCAUUCCUUGCUGGCAGUUCAUUGGCUGGACCAGUCACCUGGUGGCCUUGCUGGACAAAGAGGAGGCCAUAGCCGUCCAGCACACCGUCGAAGAGAUUGUCCGUCACUAUCCACAGGCCAUCGUCUACCCGUUCACCAUGAGCAGUGAAAGCUAUUGCUUCCCGGAGACAGCCACAGGCCACAGGAAUAAAGAGUUUGUGGCAAGGAUUAAAAAUAAGUUGGAUCAAGGAGGACUGAUUCAAGAUUUCAUUAAUGCUUUAGAUCAGCUCUCUAACCCUGAUUUAAUCUUUAAGGACUGGACUGAUGAUGUAAAACUUGAACUAGCAAAGCCUACUGUAAAUAAAAAGACCAUUGAGAACAUGUAUCAAAGAUUGUGUGCGGCCCUGGGUGACCCACGAGCUCCAGGAUUGGGGGCCUUCAGAAAGAGGUUCAUCCAGGCCUUUGGAAAAGAAUUCGACAAACACUUCGGGAAAGGAGGCUGCAAGCUGCUUCACAUGAGGCCCAGGGACUUCGAUGAAGUGGUCACCCCACUGCUAUCCAGAAUGAGACAGGACUCGAAGCCGCCCGGGAACCUGAAGGAAUGCUCGCCCUGGAUGAGCAACUUCCGCACGGAGUUCCUGAGGGCUGAGCUGGAGAUCCCGGGUCAGUAUGAUGGCCAAGGAAAGCCGCUGCCAGAAUACCACGCACGGAUCUCGGGGUUUGACGAGCGGGUGAAGGUCAUGGCUUCCAUCAGAAAGCCGAAACGCAUCGUCAUCCGUGGCCACGAUGAGAGGGAGUACCCUUUCCUGGUGAAGGGUGGCGAGGACCUGCGGCAGGACCAGCGCCUCGAGCAGCUCUUCGAGGUCAUGAACAUCAUCCUGGCCCGCGACGCCGCCUGCAGCCAGAGGGGCCUGCAGCUGAGGACAUACCGCGUGGUGCCCAUGACCUCCAGAUUGGGAUUGAUUGAGUGGAUUGAAAACACUUGCACCCUGAAAGAACUGCUUAUGACUAAUAUGUCACGGGAGGAAAGGGAGUUUUACACCAGUGACCCCAGAGCACCAGUGCGCGACUACGACGAGUGGCUGACAAAGAUGUCAGGCAAGCAUGGCCCCGGGGCCUACACACCAAUGUACAGGAGAGCGAGUCGUACAGAAACCAUCACGGCCUUCAGGAGAAGAGAAAGCAAAGUGCCCGCUGACCUCUUAAAGCGUGCUUUUGUGAGGAUGAGCACUGGGCCUGAGGCCUUCCUGGCACUGCGCUCCCACUUUGCCAGUUCUCACGCACUGCUCUGCGUGAGCCACUGGCUCCUGGGCAUUGGAGACAGACAUCUCAACAACUUCAUGGUGGCCGUGGAGACAGGGACUGUGAUUGGAAUCGACUUUGGCCACGCGUUUGGCUCAGCUACCCAGUUUCUGCCCAUCCCGGAGCUGAUGCCUUUCCGCCUCACGCGGCAGUUCAUCAAUCUCAUGUUGCCCAUGAAGGACACGGGACUCAUCUCCGGGGUCAUGGGGCAUGCGCUGAGGGCCUUCCGCGCCGACCCAGGCCUGCUCACCAACACCAUGGACGUAUUUAUAAAGGAGCCCUCCUUCGACUGGAAAUGUUUUGAACAGAAAAUGCUCAAAAAAGGAGGCUCAUGGAUUCAAGGAGUAAAUGUCACAGAAAAAAACUGGUACCCCCGACAGAAAAUCCAUUAUGCUAAGAGAAAGCUGGAAGGUGCCAACCCUGCCAUUAUCACUUGCGACGAGCUGCUCCUGGGCCACGAGAACACACCUGCCUUCAGGGACUUGCAGGCUGUCGCUGCAGGAAACAAAGAUCACGACAUCCGGGCCCGGGAGCCCAAGAGUGGCCUCUCCGCAGAGACUCAAGUGAAGUGCCUGAUCAACCAGGCCACGGACCCCAACCUGCUGGGCAGAACCUGGGCGGGCUGGGAGCCCUGGCUGUGAGGCCAGCGGGCCUUCCGCUGCGGUGGGUGAGCUGCUGUGGGCUCUCAGAGCAGAGGUGCCUGCGUCAGCCACUUGAACCUGUUGUCACUGAAUGGUAUUUUGCCAUACGAUGCAUCAUCACCUGUUUGUCAGUUCACCAAAGGAUGAACUCUGGGAUCUUUCCAAGUUGGGUCUACGAUGAAUAAAGCUGAUA
Messenger RNA from Ochotona curzoniae (black-lipped pika), 12604 nucleotides. RefSeq names its product protein kinase, DNA-activated, catalytic subunit (gene PRKDC). Gene Ontology annotation, cellular component: nucleus. The record is from RefSeq and is a predicted model, not a curated record. Bases 1 to 12411 code for a protein of 4136 amino acids. Gene Ontology annotation, biological process: intrinsic apoptotic signaling pathway in response to DNA damage; telomere maintenance; immunoglobulin V(D)J recombination. Gene Ontology annotation, molecular function: DNA-dependent protein kinase activity; protein binding. The transcript has 86 exons. NCBI's taxonomy places the organism in Eukaryota, Metazoa, Chordata, Mammalia, Lagomorpha, Ochotonidae.